AGCGCAUGUGAUGCGCGGCCGAGUAGAUUCUAGAUUCUUAUUCUCAAGCAGAGCGAUUCCACUGAUCGCUACGUACAUGGCCAAGAUGGGCAUCGUGGAACCUUGGUCUGUUCCUGUGCAUACGAUGUGCUGGCAUCCAUCGCAACCUUGGCGUACACAUAUCCAAAGUCAAAUCAGUCAAUCUAGAUUCUUGGACGGAGGAACAAAUACUGUACAUGGAGACUAUUGGAAACGCACUUGCCAAGAAAUACUAUGAAUGCAAUCUCCCUGCAGAAUUCAGAAGACCACAGACAGACUCCCCAGUAGAACAGUUUAUCAGGAACAAGUACGAGCACAAGAAGUAUGUCGACAAGACCAUGCAACAGCCCAAACCAUCUACAUCUAGGGUGAAGAAGGAAAGCAACAAGGAGAAUCGAGAUGGGGACAAGGAGAAAAGGAGAGCGAAGAAGCAAGAGAAGAAUAACAUUGCCCUUCCAAGACCAUCAGAUAAUACUCCAGCAGUCAAGAAGCAACAAGCUCCACCGGCACAAACCCUCGCUGCUCAGGCAGCUACCAUCACAGCAGUGCAGAGCGCCCCCACACUCUCUGCUGCCCCUGCUAGUACGACAGUAGCUCCUGCUGCCAAGUCUUCAAGUGCUGUUGAUCUCUUUGGACUAGAUACUCCUACAGUACAGAUGGGUAAUGGUGAUCUUCUUGGUCUGAACACACCCGAGAAACCAAUCCAGAGCCAGAUCUCCCCUGCGCACAGUGCGAACGCCCCGGCACCAGAACCAGUCAUCGAGGAGUCCCUCUUCGGCACAGAAGACACCUCCAAGUCAGCGUCGUCCAAAACGUCCAAAGAAUCGAUCCUGGCACUCUACGGGUCAUCAAGUCAGAGCCAACAGAAUUAUGGUGUUCCAGGCGGUGUGUACAUUCCAUCGCAACAACCAAACCAAGUGAUGAACGGUGGUAUGCCAACAACUCAGGGCGGUAUACCACAGCAGCAACCCAAUGCAGGGUUCCCGCCACAGAGCAGCUACAACAUGGGCAUGAUGGGUGGUGUUCAGCCGAUGCCAGGGCAAAACGUGAUGGGGAUGUACAACCCACAGCAAGCCCAUUUACAACAGCAACACCAGCACCAAGCGAUGUUUUUACAGCAACAACAGCAGCAACAACAUCAGCAAGCACAGGCUCAAGCUCUACAACAGGUCCAAGCACAAAUGCAGAACAUGAGGGUGGGCGGGGCUCCAGGAACAAUGCCUCAGCAGCAGCAGCAGCAGCCCAGUGGAUGGGGCAUGCCCAGCAAUAACCCUCCCCAGCCAGCUACGGGAGGAAUGCACGGUAGCUUCGCCGGUGCACAGCAACCCAUGGUCGGAGCGGGCGGAGCUGGGGCUGGAUGGGGCGCCGCCGGCAUGUCAUCAGGACAGACGCUGAGCAGUAACUUAUGGAAAUGAUGAUAGCGGGUGUGCGCUGGGUCAGCGACGUAGUGUGUGUAUGUUUGUAGAUUUUACGAUAGAGCUUGGAUACGCCCCCUGCUGCUCUGUUGUAUGAGCAUGUUGAGAGUGGAAACUCCAUCUACCAUCGCCCUUGUGACCAUCAAAAUAAACUUGCCCUAUACGGAUACAGUAGGCAGCAAAUUAAUGAGUUAACCUGUUUACUACUUUAUCCUGCAUUUUUAUAAGCUUUGCAGAGGGACCAUCCUGUUCUGGUAGAAAACAGGUUAACUGGUUGACUACUGAAUCCUGCAUUUCUUAGAACUUUCCUGCAGGGACCUUCCGACCAGUAGAAAACGGGUUGACCUUUUUGACUACUGAUUCCUACAUUUUCUGUAAGCUUUGUUCAGGUACCAUCCGAUUCCAGUAAAAAACAGGUUGACUUGCUGACUACUGAAUCCUGUGUUUCCUAUAAGCUUUGUACGGGGAACCAUCUGGUUCCAGUAGAAAACGGGUUGACUUGCUGACUACUGAAUCCUGCGUUUCCUAUAAGCUUUGGACAGGGAAUCGCCUGGUCCAGUAGAAAACGGGUUGACCUUUUGACGACUGAUUCCUGCAUUUCCUAUAAACCUUGUACAGGGAACCACCUGGUUCCAGAAGACAAUAGGUCAAUAAAUCCUCAUAGUCGCAUGUUCUUGGGCAGGUUUGAUUGCGAUGUGGUAGAGAAAACAUGAUUACACAUUCCUUAAAUAGUAAACUACUUUAAAAUACCAAAUGCCAUGACAAACAGCAUAAUUUGUUUUUAUUCCUACUCAGAAGUCAGUCAUCUGCAGCUAUCCAAAGCAAAUUUAAUGUGCAUUUGUAUAAUCCUGAAUUACAGUCUAGGGCAAAUAAUUAGGUUUGCCAUGACCUACAUGUAGCUUUUUUAAUGCAGUUUACCUUGUCAUGUUUGAGUAAGGUGGAAAGCUUUGCAUGUUUGGAUGAACACCAGGACACUUCAGGCCAUUAAAAUGAAUAUUAUAUGAGUAUUAUAACUGCUGGAAAGAACAGUGUGUUCGUAAAGUGCACUGUGGCCCAAGAUACACAUACGUCAAAAUAGUGGCGGACGGUGACCCGGAGGAGACA
Lytechinus pictus (painted urchin) is the source of this 2537-nucleotide messenger RNA. Its product is annotated as stromal membrane-associated protein 1-like. Lineage: Eukaryota; Metazoa; Echinodermata; Echinoidea; Temnopleuroida; Toxopneustidae. The transcript has 10 exons. Gene Ontology annotation, molecular function: GTPase activator activity. The coding region runs from base 216 to 1433 and encodes 405 amino acids. The record is from RefSeq and is a predicted model, not a curated record. Gene Ontology annotation, cellular component: cytoplasm.